GGUAAGCCCAUUCUGGCCCACCACACGCAGUGCAUGGGCAACGCCAAGUCGAUCUUGGACUACCCCAGCGACCUGCACUCGCCAGUGAGCGACCUCGGCAAGCUCACCUUCGGUCACAUCCCCGGCGCCGUCGCCCCCCUGCUCUACUGGCACGCGCCCAUGACCGAGUGCGCCCAUUCGUUCCUCCAGGCGUUCGAGGUCAACGCCUGGGGCGACGCCCUCCGGGCCCUCGCAGACGACGGCGCGCGAGCGACUCCCGCGCGCUGGCCGCGCGUGGCCCUCGGCGUCACUCUCGCCCAA
This is a messenger RNA of Prorocentrum cordatum, 300 nucleotides long. The record is from the annotation of a GenBank genome assembly. Lineage: Eukaryota; Dinophyceae; Prorocentrales; Prorocentraceae.